Macrobrachium nipponense is the source of this 336-nucleotide messenger RNA. Its product is annotated as curved DNA-binding protein-like. Gene Ontology annotation, cellular component: cytoplasm. The record is from RefSeq and is a predicted model, not a curated record. Lineage: Eukaryota; Metazoa; Arthropoda; Malacostraca; Decapoda; Palaemonidae. Bases 1 to 336 code for a protein of 111 amino acids. The transcript has a single exon.
AUGCAACGUCAUGGCUGCCCAUACUACAUCCUAGGUAUUGCAGAGGAUGCUAAUUUGAAGGCAAUAAAGUGGGCCUAUAGGAAGCGGGCACUGAAGUUCAACCCUGAUAACUGCCAAGGAUCUGAAGAAGAGCGACAUCGCAGAAUGGAUAUCAUGCAGAAGGUCAACUAUGCUAAUGAUCUCCUAUACAAUACUGAUGAAAGAGGAGAAUACAACGCAGUCAGGGAGUUCAUCAAGGACCUGGCAGCUGAAGUGUUUCAAGAUCCUCAGAAGGCAAUGAAAGUAAAGAAGAAACCUGGAAGGGCAACGAAGAGGCCGAAAACUAAAGGAAACUAG